Messenger RNA from Dermacentor albipictus, 1708 nucleotides. RefSeq lists its product as uncharacterized. The record is from RefSeq and is a predicted model, not a curated record. Lineage: Eukaryota; Metazoa; Arthropoda; Arachnida; Ixodida; Ixodidae.
GUGAAGCUAGUUGAGAAAGAAGAAGAAGAAGACUCGAGAAGUGGAGGCUGGUCCCCUUGUUUGCGUCCAGGAGGACGGUCUUGUGCAACUUGCAGCUUCAGCGCCGCGUACUGAAAAAAAAGAACCAGCAGCCAUCACUCGCUUACCGCCCCUUACGCACUGAACUAUGGGCGCCUUCUACAUUGCAGCGGCGGGCACUACCGGGGCGAAUUCGUUCGCGCACGCCGUUUGCAACACGACGGACGAGUGCGCGGCCAUCGACCCAAACAUGGCUUGCUCCAACAACCUGUGCAUCUGCCCAUCCGCAUCCCCGGGGCCAAUGACCGCGCAUGGCAGUCUCUGCUACACCACAGCCGCUUCAUUGUUCGCCCAUUCUCUGGGUGCGGUUUGCACGGCGGACACCAACUGCUCCUCGUCGGCUCUGUGUCUGGCCGGCCAGUGCAGCUGUCCGCCGGGAUUUCAACCCUGGGAUGACUACAACUGCACUGUCAUCCAAACUGUCGACCCUUCAAGCUCCUGGAUGAGCAUCCUGCUGCCACUUUCAGGCUUUGUCCUCAUCAUCCUGGCAGUUUGCGUCUGCGCCUCCACGCAAUGGAGCUCAGGUCCGCGCUGGGCCAAGGGCUACAUCGGCGACAAGGAGUCCGGACCGACGCUCAUCGUAUGGUCCCAGGCGAGCUUUGGCGACCAGACAGCCAGCGGUCCGCUCGAGCUUCAUCCAGCGUCGCAGAACUCUGACUCGCUGGCGCAGCAGCAGCACAUGGACAGCGAGCAGUUUAGCAGUGUUUUCUACAGCCCGCGUGACUCGUGGCUGGCGGCGGUCGCCGAGCGCUCCUCGGAACUGACCAACCAGCUGAACUCGGUGACAGAGCUGCGCGGGCUAUGCAGCGCCCCGGAAGAGCCGUUCGUGCGACCCGUGCUGAGUGGCGACGAGAUGUACACGAAGUACCCACACUUGCGGCUCCUACUGUCCUCGACGUCUUCGUCGUCGGCUCAAGUGGCUGCGGAACGGCCUCCAGCGUCGUCGAUCCCGUUCCACACGGAGAUAACGCCGAGCGCCAGUCACCAGAGCACCGAGUCCGAGCUAUCUUCGAGCAAGGGCGGGCUGCGUUCAGCUCUUCAGUCACCUACGAAUCGCAAAUGUGCGGCGAGAUCUGAGUCGCCUUCGAAGCGCGUGGCCUUCCCGGAGGAGCCAGUCGCGCCUUCAUCAUCGGUAGUGCAACCGGAAAGCGAAUCCGAGCAGCUCGGACAGCGUUCAGCAGGCUUGCAGGCUUUCCGAACCAGCCGCAGCACACCUUGGAGCACGUUCGGCAGCUCCUUGGACUCCCUGCUGUCGACGCCUGUGGUGGCGCGUGUUGUCACUUGCAGCAGUUGCACGGACAGCGCUGUGUCGCACGCCACUACACUGGACAAGAGCAAGGACCACCAGCCGAUGUUGUCGACUAGCUCGAAAACGUCUGGGAAAGCACACGGCUAGAUUGAGAUGGCCGUUUUGAAUGAGAUGUGCCGUGGACUUAAAAACUAGUGUUCAGCUACAAUUUCAUCGUGAACUCGAAUAGGUUGUACUGAUAUUUCCCUAUCUUCUGCCUGCAUGGGGAGCACCCACUGGAUUCAACGCAGGAAACGGUUGUCUUGCCGCCUAAGUUUCCAUUCUAUAACGUGCAGAUUAUGUAAUCCAUACGCUACGUGCAGACACACUUUUGGUAUUUGG